AUGUACGGAUUCGAAGCGCUGACCUUCAACAUUCACGGAGGGUACCUGGAGGCGAUUGUGCGAGGCCAUCGAUCGGGACUCCUCACUGCCUCCGACUACAACAACCUUUGCCAAUGUGAAACCCUCGAGGACAUCAAGAUGCACCUCUCCGCCACUGAGUAUGGCCCCUACCUCCAAAAUGAGCCUUCGCCAUUGCACACGACGACAAUUGUGGAGAAAUGUACUCUUAAAUUGGUUGAUGAGUAUAAGCACAUGUUAACCCAAGCCACAGAGCCUUUGUCAACCUUUUUAGAGUAUAUCACAUACGGUCACAUGAUCGACAAUGUUGUGCUAAUUGUCACGGGAACUUUGCAUGAGAGAGAUGUUCAGGAAUUGUUGGAGAAAUGCCAUCCUCUGGGAAUGUUCGACAGCAUCGCUACUCUCGCAGUCGCCCAAAAUAUGAGGGAGCUUUACAGACUGGUGCUAGUUGAUACACCUCUGGCUCCAUACUUCUCUGAAUGCCUCACUUCAGAGGACUUGGAUGACAUGAAUAUUGAAAUUAUGAGGAAUACUCUCUACAAAGCAUACCUUGAGGAUUUCUACAGAUUUUGUCAGAAACUUGGUGGCGCAACUGCAGAGAUUAUGUCUGACAUCCUGGCUUUUGAGGCCGACAGAAGGGCAGUUAAUAUCACCAUAAACAGCAUUGGCACUGAGCUUACUCGAGAUGAUCGUCGGAAAUUGUUCUCUAAUUUCGGAUUACUAUAUCCUUACGGUCAUGAGGAGCUUGCUGUUUGCGAGGAUAUAGAUCAGGUUCGUUCUGCCAUGGAAAAAUAUCCUCCUUAUCAGUCCAUAUUUUCCAAGUUAUCCUACGGCGAGAGUCAGAUACUUGACAAGGCAUUUUAUGAAGAGGAGGUGAAACGGCUUUGCUUAGCAUUUGAGCAGCAGUUCCAUUAUGGGGUGUUUUUUGCAUACAUGAGGUUGAAGGAGCAGGAAAUCAGGAACUUGAUGUGGAUAUCUGAAUGUGUUGCACAGAACCAAAAGUCCCGAGUGCACGAUAGUGUCGUUUUUAUAUUUUAA
Fraxinus pennsylvanica is the source of this 1056-nucleotide messenger RNA. Lineage: Eukaryota; Viridiplantae; Streptophyta; Magnoliopsida; Lamiales; Oleaceae. The record is from the annotation of a GenBank genome assembly.